This is a messenger RNA of Halichondria panicea, 5325 nucleotides long. RefSeq names its product transforming acidic coiled-coil-containing protein 3-like. Bases 210 to 1184 code for a protein of 324 amino acids. Lineage: Eukaryota; Metazoa; Porifera; Demospongiae; Suberitida; Halichondriidae. The record is from RefSeq and is a predicted model, not a curated record. The transcript is spliced from 10 exons.
UCUCCAACUUAUAAAGAGGCUGGAAACCGAGUCUAUGUCUUGGUAAUGGUCCUGUGCCUGCGCAUUAAUUAGGACAGGUAUUGGAAACCCCGCGAAAUAAUCUGGCUCAGAUCUAAGCUAAGAUCAGAGCAAAAGGCCAGUGAAGAAGCUAGUGUAUCUGUCUGUACAUCUUCGUACCUAUACCGGGACUCAAGUACGUGUAGGUUCUAAUGGAAGAUUACGGACUGACGGACCAAGAUUUCCAGGGCAAUGCUGCACAAUUUGAUAUUGAGUAUCUGGAGCACAUUUCCAGUGACCCAUCUGAGCCAAGUGAAUUAGCAAGACAAAGCCUGUAUGUAAAAUUUGACCCUCUUGUUGGAGACAAUUCUCCUAACCGUACCAUUUUUUCUGCUGAUCAUAAUGCAAUCGAUCAAUAUUCCAGUAAAGGAGAAAACAUCAACACACUGGAGUCUGAUGCAGGCUUUCUUUCGUUACCUACUGGCAAGGAACUGAUGUAUUCUGAGGAUGAAGUGACAAAAAAGCUGAAGAUUCUCAAGCAGAAGGAAAUUGAAAGUGAGGGAAAAAAGUACAAUGAAGAAGUGGCUAUACUCCAGCAGGAGUUGUUGGAAGCACAGGAACUCGUAUUGCAGUUGAAAUCUGUUAAAGGAGUGAAAGCUACCAUCAAACAACUUCAUCGACAGGAUGUAGCUCAAUUGGAGUAUAAGCAUCAACAAUGGGAAGCUCUUAGUGCCAAACACGAGGACCUGGAGGCAGUAAUCGUGGAUUGCCAUGAAAAAAGGAAGAAGGCAAUGGUGUCACACCAAGAAAAGACGGUUACCGCUGAAAGGAGUCUACUUUCUCUGGAGCACUCAUUGGAAGAUUUAAUGCAGAGAUACUCUUCUUUAAAAAAUCAUUCGUCUAAUUUGGAAGAUCGUCAAGUCAAAUUAAAGCAAGAUAUUGAGAAUUUAGAGACAGGCUUUCAAAGAUUCAGUGAAGAAUACCGUAAACUAAAACAACAACAGAUAUCUCUCGUUGACAAGGGAAAUACGUCUUACGAGUCACUCCAAAAAGAACUCGCAUCCAAGUUGGCAGUGGAAAGAGUAACCACCAAAAAACUUGAACUACGAGUUGUUACGCUUACCUGUGAACAGGAAAAUAAGACAAGGGACUUAGAGCUUGUCAGUGGUGUAAACUUACUUCUCUAGAGUACCUCCCAGCUUCUGAGUGAUCGAUAGUGGAUAGGAGAGCUAGAAACAGUUGAAAUACAACCUGAGUACGGUAAAAACUAAAAUAUUCGCGAGCGCGAAAUCAUAAUGCGGAGUGUUUCACCCGUUGACACCCGUCUGCUUACCUGGAUGCUCUAGCACUGCGUUUACAGCAUGGGUAGCCUCCACACAACAAGUCAGUACUUUUAGUAGUGGCAGCUUUCGGUGUUAAAGCUUCGUUGUCUAAUAAAAGCGAAGCUUGAACCAGAUUGGAAACACAGGCAACUAGAGCAUUGAAGUGCAAACCCUCGGCUGUGACAUGAUUAUAAAGAAACCAGAAGAGUGAUAUAAUGCAGUGCAUGUAGUGAUGUAUGACUGAGCUGUCUAGCACUGCAACUCAGGAGCAAUAAAACUAAACCAGACUGGAGGCAUGCUGAAACAUUGAGAACAGAGUUUUAGUGGUACAUGAGUUGAACUAGGUCCUAGUCUAGGAUCACAGCAAAGAAGCCUGGAAUCUCAGAGAAGUAUGACUCUUGGAUAGAGUAGGAUCCCAGAGUCAGCUAGCUAACAGACAACAAACAAGUCAGAAUUCUAGCUUUCUAUUGUAGUGACCUUUUCCACUGUUUUUGGUACGGGAUCACUUCAGCUGACAAGAUGGUGCCAGAUUAGACGUGGCAGCAGAUGGUUUUUAGGGAAGCAGGUUUGAGAGAGCAUUUUUUGAUGUUAGGGUGUUCAACCCGUACGCUCCCUCAAACAGGCAACCGCAACUAUCCACAACCUACCGCAAGCAUGAAAACAUAAAGAAGAUAGCCUAUGACCAACGAAUCAGAGAUGUAGAAAACUCGACCUUCACUCCCCUCAUCCUGUCAAGUACUGGGGGCCUUGGACGUGCCGCUAUACCUCCAUCUACAAGAGAUUGGCGUCUCUCCUGUCAACAAAAUGGGAUCAGCCCUACAGCACCACCAUGGGAUGGAUCAGAUGCAGGCUGUCCUUCUCUCUCUCUCCUCAGAUCAGCCAUCAUGUGCAUUAGGGGGGCCCGAUCAAGCCAAGGGCACGCCACCAGACAGCCCCCUAUCGACCUAGUGACAAGCGAGUCCCUGGUCCCACCCCACCCAUGAACUAAUUACACAUGACUUAUUUGCCUGCAUGGUUCCUCGUUAUUAUUAUUUAUUCUUUUGUACAUGUAAUUCUUUUUAGCCCCGAGAUGGGAGAGCUUUCACGAAAAAAAUACAGAGAGUGCCUCGAAUAAAGGCCGCGUGUAGUUAGCUAGCUAGCUAGAUCUAGCUGCCAAUGUGCAAGUUCAAGCUUCUUAGUUUUUGCUCGCUUUUAUUCGACAACAAAGCUCUAACAUCGAAAUCUACCAUUGUUAAAACUAAUAACUUACUGUGUGAAGGCUAUCCAUGCUAUAAACGCAGUGCUGUGGCAGCCAGGUGAUCAGACCCAGAAAUGACAAACCACACGACUACUAUACCCGUGGCCGCCCACGCGCGCCUCGGGUAAUUAGCACUAUUUCACACGGACCGUCCUCAAUUAUAGCCGCGACCAUGGAUGCAGCUUAAAGUGCUGAGCUUGCAAUAAACUUUUUGUGCACUAAUGGCAGUUUAUGCUAAACUAAAAGCUUAAGCAAGCUUAUGUCAUGCAUGACAACAAUGAACAAUCAAUACUUCCUCUACUAUCUAUGCUUUUGCGCUUGAACAGAACUGCGUUACUUAUAACUGAAGUGAUCCUGUACCAGGUCCGGAACAGGGUCACUAAAGUAGAAAGCUGUAUAAUUAUACCAGGAACAAUGGAACAGGGUCACUAAAGUAGAAAGCUUGCUUUAGCUGACUGGGAUCCAUGCAGGACUGGAGCCAUACUUCUCUGAGACUCCAGGCUUCUUUGCUGGGAUCCUAAUCCACAGUGCACAUAUAUCUAUAGUACUACUACCUGUUCUCAAAUGUUUCAGCAUGCCUCCAGUCUGGUUUAGUUUUAUUGCUGAGUUGCUGUGCAAGUCAUGCAUGAUGAUGAUAACACCAUCACUAUAUGCACUGCAUUAUAUCAGUCUUCUGGUUUCUUUAUAAUCACGUCCCCAGCCGAGGGUUUGCACUUUAGUGCUCUAGUUGGAUGCGCUGUCACGUGUGCUUUUUAUUUUUGUAGUGUCACUUGCUGUAAUCACUAGAGCACUAAAGUGCUAACCCUCGGCUGGUGACAUGACUUAUAAAGAAACCAUGUAGCGAGAAACCAGACUGGAGGCAUGCUGAAACAUUAAUUUUGAGAACAGAGUUUUAGUGGUACAUAAGACAUGCACUGUGGACUGGGAUCACAGCAAAGAAACCUUGAGUCUUAGAGAAGCAUGGCUCCUAACAGGCUGGAGUAUAUCAGCCAACAACCAGUCACAAUUCUAGCUUUCUACUUUAGUGACCCUGUUCCAUUGUUCCUGGUACGGGAUCACUUCACCUGUAAAUACGUAGGCUAUCUCUCCUGAAGUAACGGUAAGUGAACACCUAGAACCACUGGAAAGAAUCAAACUCAUCCCCGCAAUGAAUGGAGUAACUGCAAUGACUAUAGUUACUCUGGCAUGCUGAGAUGUACCUUUGGGUGACCCAUGGGUCAUCUGUAGAUACUAUGGUACUAUAGUUACUCUGCAUGCUGGUGGGUGCUGGGGUGUACCUUUGGGUGACCCACGGGUCAUCUCUAGAUACUAUGGACUAUAGUUACUCUGAGCAGUAAGUAGUUCUUAUGAUCACCUAUAUAUCGUGAUGGCGUUGUUGGACAUGGAUGCCACUUACUACCAAGAAGCAUGGGAAAACCAGCUCAUGGCCAAAGGAGCUUACAACAAUCAGAAGCUGCCAGCCUCCUCAAACCAACACUCCCCAGCACCCUUCAAACCAACACUCAAUGGCACUAGCCCAGGAGAAAGGAGCCUCAAGCUGGCUGACCGCCCUUCCCCGGUCAGAAUUUGGUUUCAACCCUACACAAAUGUGCUUUCCGUGACGCCCUAUACCUGAGAUACGGCUGGCUACCCUCACGCACCCCUAUUAAUUGUAAAUGUGGAAAUAAGUUGCCCUUCCCCUGUCAGAAUUUGAUUUCAACCUACACAAAUGUGCUUUCCGUGACGCCCUAUGCUGAGAUACGGCUGGCUACCCUCACGCACCCCACAUUGUGAAUGUGGAAAUAAGUUCUCUGUCAAACAUGUCUUAUCAUGCCCCAAGGGAGGGUUUCCAUCAUUAUGUCACAUCGACUUCAGAGAUAUAACGACCAACCUCCUAUCAAAAGUCUGCAACAACGUAUGCACUGAACCACACCUGCAGCCAAUCUCGGGAGAGCACUGAAGUGCAAACCCUCGGCUGUUGACAUGAUCUACAGGUGUAUAGCAACCAAAAGAGUGUUAUGCAAUGCUGGCUAAGCAGCAAGUAACAGCAGCUAGAGGCAUGUUGAGAUUGGAGUUUUAGUAUAAUUGUACAUCCUAACCCUCAGCUGUUGUCAAGAUCUAUAGGUGUAGCAACCAAAAAGAGUGUUGUACAAUAAAAGUAGGCUUAAGCAGCAGUAACAUGCAGUAAUAGGAGCUAUAAUUCUAGCUUUCUACUUUAGUGACCCUGUUCCAUUGUGCUUUCAUUUCUAUUUGUGUUGAGGGUUGACCUUCAUCAUGUUGUUAUAACUUCGUCAUCCUUCACUGAAAUUCACACCAUUGGAUCUGGGCUGGACCAUGCAUUGUUACAUAGAAUUUAAUGAGUCUUGUUUCUUACAACAUGCAGACAGUGCAAUACAGAUAAGCACUGUUUCCUCAACAAGAGACAGCUUCUCACUCUUGCAGCUACCAAUCGCUAGCGUUCUAGUGCAUAGCUAAGUGGAGUAGCAACACUCCAUGGACAAGUUUUUCUACGCACUCUUCUGAAAAGGCUGCAAUGACAUUCCAAGUAGUCUAGGCAUAACUCGAGAACCAAGCCAAAUUAAAAGAAGCCUAUAGAAACUCUUAAUACUUGCACUUUAUUGAUCUUUGAGCAGCUGAGUCUACACACACUGCCUCGCUUGCGCAUGCGCACUGGGCCAGGUUAGCAGGUUUGAAAGAAAAUAUUGAUUCCGCGUAGUUCCAGUCCCUCUUUUUUCCUUUUUCUGAUCUAUGCUUCAGAUACCUGUAGGUUUCCCCAUUCGAUUACUAUGC